Molecule: messenger RNA, 778 nt
Organism: Mustela lutreola (European mink)
Lineage: Eukaryota; Metazoa; Chordata; Mammalia; Carnivora; Mustelidae
Gene: EFCAB11
Product: EF-hand calcium binding domain 11
Exons: 7
Coding region: 96-602 (168 amino acids)
Cellular component (GO): cytoplasm
Molecular function (GO): calcium ion binding
Source: RefSeq, a predicted model, not a curated record
CCCGGCCAAGUUCAGCUUCCUUAGUUGCAGUGAGGCACUCAGAGGCAACCGGGCUUUGGCCGCGCAGGUGUUGAGUUCUGCAGUUCCUUUCGGUUAUGAUGGUCGCGAUGUUUUUCUCCGAGGCUCGGGCCCGGCCAUGGACGUGGGAAGCCAGCCCCUCAGAACACAAGAAAUGGGUGGAAGUAUUUAAAGCAUGCGAUGAAGAUAACAAGGGCUAUCUAAGCAGAGAGGACUUUAAAGUUGCUGUCAUAAUGCUGUUUGGGUACAAGCCCUCCAAGAUUGAAGCUGAUUUCGCGAUGUCUUCAGUAAAUCCAAAUGCUUCCGGUAUAUUGCUUGAGGAGUUUUUAACUAUUGUUAGAAAAAAGAAGGAAGUUCGACUCCAUUGGAAUGAAAUAAGACACAUCUUCACAGCUUUUGACAGGCACUAUCGUGGGUAUUUAACUUUGGAAGAUUUCAAGACAGCAUUUAAGCAGGUGGCUCCCAAGUUAUCAGAAAGGACUGUUCUGGAUGUAUUCAGGCAUUAUCAAUGUAAGAAAAAAAAUGGGCUUCAAGUUUGCCUUCAAGGAAGUCGAUCAAGACUCAGAUGGUCUUGUCAGCUUUAGAGACUUUGAAUAUGCCAUGAACUAUGGACAAAAUGAAGCCUAACUAUUGUGAACCGCUUUUGGCAACCUCUGGGGAGACAAAUAGGUCAUAAUGUGUAUUUAAACGUCAAACUCCACUCCGUUAGUGAUGUAACUAUGCUGCAUACUUCUGAUUAAACUCUCCAUCGUGGUUUUCA